Dovyalis caffra is the source of this 2025-nucleotide messenger RNA. NCBI's taxonomy places the organism in Eukaryota, Viridiplantae, Streptophyta, Magnoliopsida, Malpighiales, Salicaceae. The record is from the annotation of a GenBank genome assembly.
AUGGGAAGUUGCCCAAUUGUCAAAAAAAUUGCGAUCGGCGUAGAGGGUGUCCAAUUGCCAAAUUAUCAAUCAAAAACAACAGGAGCACAAAAGCAGACCACAUUUGCUCCUUCCCCAGCAGAGAUGCCAAACGAUUGUCAACAAAACUCACUUAAUUCUUUCCACUUGGCUGCUUCUGUCAAGUUGCAAUGUAAAAAGGCGGUGCCAGUAGCGCCACGCGCCCCGGGCGCUCCCCCACAGCUGGCGAUAGGGCAAAAGAGUAGAAAAGAAAACAGGGUCGAGAAUUGGGAAAUUUUAGCUUCCAACAAUCAACGUCUUGCGAAAUCAAGAAAAUUCCAAUCGAGCUUGGAAUAUACAUGCACAUUAAUUCCAACAACAAUUGACUGGUUAAUUCCAAAUGCAACUCAUGUCCCACAAAAUUUGAUCAACAUAGAGACGCAAAGUAAUUGGAAUUCAAAACUAGCUGUACUGGAAACUGGAACUCUGUCACAGGAAGUGGUAAUUGGAUUGCUAAUCUCGUUCAUUAAUGAUAAAAGGGUGAUGCAGCCUGGGAGUCAAGUGCAAGACAAUCCUGACAUUUCUAAUUCUUUGCUAUUGAAUGCUACACCUCUUGCAGAGAGCGAACAUGUGUUUUGCAAUGGAACUAUGGGCCAUGAGCCUGAUUCUAGACCUGUCGAAUAUCACGACAAUGCUCUGGAUUCCACUGGAAAUGGGAUUGUGAAGGAAAAUGAGAAUGGGAAAUUUUGUGAUUUGAAGGCCAUGGAAGUUGAUGCAGAUCGAUUACCAAAUGUAGCACCUGUACAAUCUCCGCGCUCUUCAUUGAAAAUGAAGCCAUUUGAGGACUCGGUUUUCUAUAUGGACAAAAGUGUUAUGGAAUGUGAGGUGCCAGAGUUAAUAGUUUGUUACAAAGAGAAUACAUACCAUGUCAAGGACAUCUGCGUUGACGAGGGAGUACCUUUGCAGGACAAGUUCUUGUUUGACACAGAUACACAUGAGAAGAAUGUUUGUGAAUUCUUGCCUUCUGCACGUGACAUGAGCAACGAGAUGAUUAAAGAAAAGUCUGCCCUUGAUAUGCUGACUCAGGAUGUGCAGAAAUCUUCAUCAGAAAAGCAAAAUGUCAAUCUUCAUUUGCCUGUACCAGGUAUGCUGAAAUCUUCUGAAGAAAUGGGUUCAAAAUAUGAAUCAUCCCUUGAUUGUGAUCCCAAGCAUUUAGUACAAACAGAGGAAGUAAUGGAUUAUGUAACAAAGAAGGUUGCAAAUGAUGCAUCCAACAAAAUUUUAUCACUGAGAGAUCUGCUUUCAAUGCCAGAAUUAGGUGCAAACUUUACCCCAACCAGGGCCUCUAAUCACAGCAUGGAUAAAGUUGAACAGCAAUCUCUUCAGUGCCCAAGGGAAAAUGCAAUAUUGGACAAAGAUUCGGCCAGUGAAGAGUGUGAAAAUGGCAGUGAGGAAACAAUCUCAGUGAGCUCUACUUUGGUUUCUGCUGCUCAAGAAUCAGACACUGGCUGUAAGGCAGCAACCUUGGCAAUCUCUGCCCAGGAUACUGCAUAUCAAGUAGCAGACCAUAGCCACAAGGAAGCAGCCAUCGUGAGUUCCACUCUGACUUGCCCAGCAGAAGAAUCAAACAGCAGCAGCAAGGAAUCAAAAUUGGCAGGCCAUGCUUUCGAUUCUAUUUCUGAAGAAUCAACCAGCAGGAUCCUGGAAGAUUUACCUUACGAUAGUAAGAAAGUGGCACAAAGCAUCACUUUUGACGAUGACUCUUCUGAUCCCACUGCAUGUGGGAGAGAGUCUCCUCAGCAUAGUGACUCUCAGCAUCUUGGGACUCGAAUUUUACCCAGGCUUGAAGAUCCUAAUACCGAGUUAUACUCAGGUCAACUUUAUGCUGAUGGAGAGUCAAGUUUCUCUGCAGCAGUCCCUUUAUCAGGUCUGAUAAGUUACUCGGGGCACAUUGCAAAUUCUGGGAGUGUCUCGCUUAGAUCAGACAGCAGCACAGCCAGCACCCGCUCCUUUGCCUUCCCCGUGUAA